This is a messenger RNA of Onychomys torridus (southern grasshopper mouse), 636 nucleotides long. RefSeq names its product claudin-34-like. Bases 1 to 636 code for a protein of 211 amino acids. Gene Ontology annotation, molecular function: structural molecule activity. Gene Ontology annotation, cellular component: plasma membrane; bicellular tight junction. The record is from RefSeq and is a predicted model, not a curated record. Lineage: Eukaryota; Metazoa; Chordata; Mammalia; Rodentia; Cricetidae. Gene Ontology annotation, biological process: cell adhesion; bicellular tight junction assembly. The transcript has a single exon.
AUGAUGUUACUCAGAAAAGAUACCAAUCUCCAGAUAAUGGGGUUUACUGCAGCCAUCCUAGCAUGGAUAUUUUGUAGUGUCUCCAUGGGCCUUCCUCAGUGGCGAGUAUGGUACUUUCAAGAACUCGUGGACUCCAAGCCCAGCAUGGCCUUAGUAGGAUUGUGGAGAACCUGCAUCUACCACUAUAACAACUACUCCAGCAAUGUCCGAGUAUGUCACCGAUACACCUACCAUGACUCCUUCGUCCCAUUGAGUAUUCGAGUUGCUCAACACCUGGUACUGGUCUCCAGCUUUUUUGGGAUGGCUGGGACAAUCUCUAACAUUAUUGCUCUUUGGAAACUGUACACAGAGAGGGUACAGAAGAAUACCACCUACAAUUCAUUUUUCUUCCCAGGGAUUCUGAACAUCCUUGCUAGCAGCUUUGUCCUUUUUGCUCUCUUGUAUAAUUACUUAUGCAUCAUGCGAAAUGAAGAUAUUUCCUUCCCACCAUUUUUCCACAUCCCAUCCUUCCCAUAUACCCAGAAAGCUGGCAGCGCCCUGGCAGUAGCAACUCUUGCUGCAUUCUUUUUUGUGUUAAGUGGCACAAUUUUCAUUUCUUUCACUUUUCACCCACCUAGACACUGGAGUUCAUUCUAA